This is a messenger RNA of Linum trigynum, 1875 nucleotides long. The record is from the annotation of a GenBank genome assembly. NCBI's taxonomy places the organism in Eukaryota, Viridiplantae, Streptophyta, Magnoliopsida, Malpighiales, Linaceae.
CAACAAAUGCAAUAACUGCAUAUCAACUGGUCUGACAAGCAAAUGCACAACCAGAAAAGAAUAGCUUCGAAUGUGGAAUUAAAGGUUGAGAGGAACCACAUGUAAUGAAAACAAAGCUAGAUCAGAAACUAAAAAACAAUGCAAGUUCAUUCAAUUGCAUAUGAGAACAUAAUGUAGUAGUAAAAGUACCACAAAUCUUGAUGGGUGCUUCAAGCUCUAACAAAUUGGGUUGUUGCAAAAAGAUCUCUCGAGAUGCCCCGCAUAGUUGCCUGAUUUCAGCCUCGGAUAACUGGACCUGCUUCGCAGGUCUACUGCGAACGUCUAAAAGCCGCCGAAUAAUAUCAUCCAAAACACCCGGUUCCAUUUCCUAACCUUGCAAGUACAACCCUUCCGCUUUCUGUUUUCCUUAAACAAAGAACGGUUCAUCAUAAGACAAAUAGAGCCACCUUUACAAUCAAAUAAACGCUGCAAAUUGGCAAUGCAAAAAACUCUAAUCAUACGACUGAUAGGCACCACAAAAAUCAACAUCCACAAUACAACCAAUCUCUUCAACAAGUGUGUCAGGGUAACAAGACCAGCUAACCCAAAUCAAAUAUUACAUCAACAUCUUCUCCUCUACACUGGCAAUAAACACAGGAGAUAUGAAAGCCCAAACACUCACCUUAAGCUCCUGGCAAUCGAAAAUGUUAACAAACUCAGGAGCUACUCUUCAACAGGAAGACUGGAAGCUGAGGAUAAAGCUGGAGAUUUGAAAGAUGGAAGAUUUAAACCAUAGAAAUUGAGGAAUAUCCUAAGAUACAGAGAGCAAGAAAUGCUCGGAUAGAACAACGCACAAUGAACCCACAAAAAAAAAAAAAAAACUACUGAGCGAAGGUAACAGGCAACGGAAGCAGGAAAGUAAAAAUAACCAGAGGGAACGAGGCUGUAGGACGAGUGACCUUAGCAACAUGAUGGUGAACAGGAGGAUGGAGUUAGGAGAGGGAGUUUCCUUUGAAUGGAGGCAGACGCCUUUAAGAGGAAAUGCGUCGCGGAGGCGCCACAACAGCCAAGUCAACGACUUUGGAUACAGAGAGACAAAUGAUAUUAGAGCAAGGAGAGCGGGAGACGGUGGCGGCGUGAGCGAGGAAGGCAACGGAGCAACCAAGGAGAAAAAAAGCAGGUUCAAUCGAAUCGAUCGAAAUGGAUGGAACACCCGAAAGAAAGAGUGUCGACUGUCGUCCACCGUCGACCAAAAUCGACUAUCUAUACCAUUUCGUCCUCCGAUGGUACGGGGAAACGGAGAGACUGAGCAGCCCACGCCCCACGAAGCUUCCUUCCGAUGAGAGGGAACGGCCCUAAACGCUUGAGAAAGAGGAUUGAUUUUGGGUUUAGGGUUUCGUUUUCUUUAUUUUCGUUAUUAUUCCGAUUCCAGUCUCCGCCCUUCCAACGGUAAGUUGCACGAAUAUUUUUUUGGGUGAGAAAGAGGAAAAAAUCCUACAAUACAUAUAUUUUAAAAAAAAAUUCCCAAAAUACACACGUUAUAAUUUUAUUUUCCAAAAUAUACAUGUUUGGGCAUCACCGCUGUUGUCAACCGCAGUGAAUGCAUUCACCGCGGCAGACCAAAGCGGUGAAUGCAUAACCGCGGUUGACGGCCGCGGUGAAUGCCCGACGUAGCACUGAAACUUCAAACAAACGUAACUUUGUGCUCGGUCAUCCGAUUGUAGCGAAUUUUUUUUAUUUCACAUAAUUUUUCAAGAUCUUUUAAUCUGCAACAAGCCUUCAUCCCAAAAAAAUUCGUUUGCUACCCCGAACGAGCAAUUUUUUGAUUUUGACAAACUUUGGAAGACCGUAACUUUAUGCUCCACAAUCCGAAUAUCAUAAAACUUUUUUUGAUUU